Pogona vitticeps (central bearded dragon) is the source of this 1382-nucleotide messenger RNA. It is a transcript of the gene CLN5, whose product is annotated as CLN5 lysosomal BMP synthase. Gene Ontology annotation, cellular component: lysosomal membrane; lysosome. Gene Ontology annotation, biological process: lysosome organization. Gene Ontology annotation, molecular function: hydrolase activity, acting on glycosyl bonds. The record is from RefSeq and is a predicted model, not a curated record. NCBI's taxonomy places the organism in Eukaryota, Metazoa, Chordata, Lepidosauria, Squamata, Agamidae.
CCCUACGCUGGUGUGCAUGACGGCUCCGCCCCUUUCGUAUCCGCGUCCCUCAAAUGUGCGCUCGAGAGCAGGCGCACCGUCCCGCUACUCCCCGUCCCCCCAGAGGUGCGCGAGGAAGGGAAACCUCGGCUCCCUUCCACCCACGUGGGGUGACCCAGCCUCCCCUGAGUGGGCGGGGAGCGCGUGCUUCCGGAGGCGCGUGAAAAGACUGCGGCGGCCUUCCCUGUCACGUGACGGGCCGAGCCCAUCAGCUGAUUCCCUCGACUGGAGGGCGGCGGGAGUGAAGUUGCAUGGAAGCGGAAGCCCGGGCAGCGGUUGCGGCGCGCUUUGCCCUUUGCGCCCACGGCGGGUAUGGCUGAAGGGUGGGCCUCGCUCCCCUUUCUGCUGCUCCUCUGCCAUUGUGCCUGCUUGAGGGCAGCCUCUCCGCGGCAAGGAGGGUGGCCUGUGCCAUACAGGCGUUUUGAUUACCGCCCAAAAACCGAUCCUUACUGUCAGGCUCGUUAUACUUUCUGCCCCACUGGCUCUCCCAUUCCAGUGAUGGACGACAAAGAUAUCUUGGAGGUCUACCGCUUGCAGGCACCUGUCUGGGAAUUCAAAUACGGAGAUCUCCUUGGCCAUGUGAAAAUCAUGCACGAUGCUGUUGGUUUCAAGAGUACCAUGUCUGGAAAGAACUACACAAUGGAAUGGUAUGAACUCUUCCAGCUAGGGAAUUGUACAUUUCCACAUCUACGCCAAAACAUGUCUGCACCUUUUUGGUGUAACCAAGGGGCUGCUUGCUUCUAUGAAGGAAUAGAUGAUGCCCACUGGAAGGAGAAUGGGACAUUGAUUCUGGUGACCACAAUCUCAGGAGCUGUAUUUAAUCAAAUGGCAAAAUGGGUGAAAUAUGAUAAUGAAACUGGCAUUUACUAUGAGACAUGGAUGGUGAAAGACAGCCCCGAAGAGCAUGCUAUAGUGUGGUUUGAGUCUUAUGAAUGUUCUAAGUUUGUACUGCGGACAUACCAAAAAUUGGCUGAACUUGGGGCCAUUUUCAAGAAGAUACAAACGAAUUACACCACUAUUACUCUCUUUAGUGGAGAACCCACUUGCUUGGGCAAUGAAACAACUAUAUUUGGACCACAUGGAAACAAAAGACUAGCUGUUGCUAUUAGAGAUUUCUACUAUCCAUUCAAACCUUUCCACACAGUCAAAGAGUUCUUUGUAAGCCUCUUGAGAAUACUGGAUGAAGUAGUUUUGGACCAUCAGUUUUAUCUCUUCUAUAACUUGGAAUAUUGGUUUUUGCCAAUGAGAUAUCCUUUUAUAAAAAUAGCCUAUGAAGAAAUCCCAUUACCUAACUCAAAUGCCACCCUGAUUGGUGUGUAGUUUUAUCUCCGAGUUCCAAAAAC